AAAAGUGAUGAAUGAUACUUAUGAGUCAGGAGAACAACUUGACAACAAUACCUGUACUCCUUUCAUUCGCAAGUUGGUCGAAUUUAUAGAAGAACCUUCUACUAAUCACAUUGUUUCCUGGAGUCCCAACGGGAAGAGUUUUGUUGUUUGGGAUCCUGGACAAUUUUCGACUGUUAUACUACCCAACUAUUUCAAACAUGGAAACUUAUCAAGCUUUGUUCGUCAACUGAACCAAUAUGGCUUUCACAAGUGUAGUCAGAAACGUUAUGAGUUCUCACACGAGCUGUUUCAACGUGACCAACCAGAAUUGUGGGUUGGCAUUCAACGCAAUCGACCUGUUGGAGUUGUGAAGGACAAACGCUUUGUAAAGAGUCCUAACCUUAUAUGUUAUAACCCAGUAUUUGGUUUGCCUUUUGUUCCUGAAGAGUAUCUUCUUUCAGACUUGGGGGAAAUUCUCUAUCGAAAAAACGAGAGUUUAAAGGAAACAGUUGCUCGACAACAAGAAGAGAACGAAAUUCUAAAGAAGCGUUUACGGGAGUAUGAAGCAGAACUGGUUUCACUUCAAGCCCAAUUUAUUUCAAAGUUUGGUAGUAUGGUAGUUUCUAGGAAUCAAAGAGGUGAGAACUUUGCAAGAGGAAGAUAUGAUGAGGAUGAAGAGAAUGAAACAACAGCACCUAAUGAGAAUUUACAGACUAUUGAAAACAUCAAAACUACUUUGGGUUGUUUUCAAAGCGAGGAAGAUUCGUUUGAUGAGAGUUCGAAGAGAGACUUCCAGAGUUUUGGAACUGCAAGGAAGAGCAAUUUUGCAUAUCUUUUAUCACAAAAUUUAGAUGAAGAAGAUUCCGUCAAGUUUUCAUCGAGUGGCAAUUUUCAUAAGUUGAGAGUAUCUGGUCAUAACGUCUCAGAAGGCUAUGCUCUAGGGGAGCAGCAAGGGAAUAUGAAUAUGGAUAAUCCAAGUGCUGAAUUCUCAUAUCCAAGAGCGUUUCCUUUUCAAGAGUCUUUUAACCAAGAUAGCAGUUCUUUAAAGAAUCUUAUGGAAAGUUUGCAUCAGGAAACCAAAGCAGUUCUUGGAAAACAUGAACGGUUUGAAAGUGGUUCCUCAUCUAUGUUAUAUUUUCCAAAAUUGUUGAGAACUGAUGAACAUCAUGAAGUUGUUAGUGAUUCCUUACCAGAAGUUGUAACAGGUAAGGAAGAAGAGUUACGAGAAGACGCAUUGUUUCCAAAUUCUCAUUUGGCGACAACUUCAGACAACAAUGCCAUUUUGAGUUCGCAUAACGAGUAUGGACAAUUGAAUACAGAAAUAUCCAACUCAUUUGAUUUUCCAAGAGAUUCAGAAGAGAACUCGCAAGGAAAAAUUAUUUCUUCGCAAGAUUGGCCAUUAUUAGAGAAAAGUAUGGAUGAACUUUCUGCCAAUUUAUCUUCGAUGUCGUUUUCUGCAACUUUAGCUGCGACUAUGCAACAAAUAGAAGAUGAACAAUAUCAUGAAAAAGAAAAAACUACUUUUCAAGAGUAGAAUGUAAACACUUAACUCAGGGUAUGGUAUAUAGUUUAGUCAAG
Messenger RNA from Galdieria sulphuraria, 1557 nucleotides. Its product is annotated as heat shock transcription. NCBI's taxonomy places the organism in Eukaryota, Rhodophyta, Bangiophyceae, Galdieriales, Galdieriaceae. Bases 8 to 1513 code for a protein of 501 amino acids. The record is from RefSeq and is a predicted model, not a curated record. Gene Ontology annotation, biological process: regulation of DNA-templated transcription. Gene Ontology annotation, molecular function: sequence-specific DNA binding; DNA-binding transcription factor activity. The transcript is spliced from 4 exons.